Messenger RNA from Recurvomyces mirabilis, 2028 nucleotides. RefSeq names its product Nuclear control of ATPase protein 2 (gene NCA2). The transcript has 2 exons. Gene Ontology annotation, cellular component: mitochondrial outer membrane. The record is from RefSeq and is a predicted model, not a curated record. Lineage: Eukaryota; Fungi; Ascomycota; Dothideomycetes; Mycosphaerellales; Teratosphaeriaceae. Bases 1 to 2028 code for a protein of 675 amino acids.
AUGAGCUUCGUGCUCGACCAAGUGCGUCGGAUCGAUGCCCAGCUAGAUCGUGUACAACUUGCGACUUUGCCCCCUUCAUCACCGGGUGCUUCGCGAACGAGUGCCUCCAACUUCGAUAGUAGCAAGGCGAAACCAUCUACGCGGUUGCUAGCCCUUCAGGCCUCGAUCCGUGGUCUUACUCCUUACGGCUCAGAUACGAGAGCCCUCCUCAGACCGGCUCAGAUCGCCCUAUACAUUUCCACACUCUCGCCGCGACCGGAAGCACCGCUUGCGAUAGCAGAAGAGGACAGGGACGAGAAGGAGCCGUAUGAGACGGAGUUGGAAUGGUUGCUAGUGUCCAAGGCUACGGCACAGACAUAUGGCUUUGCGCUACAGAGUAUCCUCGACAAUACGGUUGCUAUCGCCGAUGAUCUUUGGUACUGGGACGAGAUCCUCUCAUCACGACGCUACAGCGCUCUCUACGGCAUCCAGAUCUCGCCUUUCCAGUUCUGGCAUUGGAGCCUUACUGUUUGGGAGGACGUGAAAGCCCGAGGGGGAGACUUCAGCAUCACGGGUGCGCGGAAGGAUGCAGCUGAUAGUCUGGGCAAGAGAUGGUCGGAAUUCUAUGGGCUUGUGAGGCAAGUUGUAAGUGAGAGGAGUGUGCAGGAGAUCAACAAGCAAGUUCUGAGUCCGGUCACGAGACUACGAGGCGAGAUCAGGAGGAAGCAGGCUGCGCUGAAGAAAGUCAGAUCACGGAAUGCGAAUGCUCUUGGGGUGUUGUUGGGUGAGGGUCUUGCGAAUGAAAGCGCACACGGCGACGCGCUCGGAACGGACGAUCUCGAGCAGGCACAGCAGAGGUGGAUGGCUUCGGUCGCGAGGAACGUGGCGUUGAUGGAGGCUGUCCUUGCCAAGUGCAACGAUGCUGAGACGCCGAUCGAAAAGUUCGAUGCGGCUGUCGCGGAGCUCACGGAUGACGAUCCACUGUACGGUGCUGAUAUGUCUGCUGAUGAGGAAGGCGGCGGGAUGACGGGAGUCAGGCCGCAGGAUGUUGCUGAGCGAUUGACGAGGGUGAUUUCCAUGGCGUUGCCGCAGUAUGAUGCUGAGCUCAAGAAAGUGGUGCGGGAGCAUGGGAAGCCGUCGCGGGUAGUGAGGUGGUGGCUUCCUUUGACUAUCGGCUUGCUUUCGUCCAGUACUGUCCUAAGGAUCCUGGUCAAUCGGAAGGCAGAGAUUGUGCAGUGGGUGCAGGAAUUCGGAGUGACUGUGCUGGACUUUUGGCGGAAUUGGGUUGUCGAGCCCACGAGGAAAGUGGUCAGCACGAUCAGGCACGAUGAGGGGAGCGAGGUCAGUAUCAUGUCGAAGCGGUCGCUGGAGGGUGAUAGAGACAGCCUCGAGCGUAUGGUCGUCGACUUUGCCAUUGACAACCCUGCUCACGCCACUGGAUCAAAAGCGAAACUCACGGAGACUGAGAUAGCGGGCAUCAGGACGAAGGUCCGCGAAGGCGACCUCACCCCCGUCCUCAAAGCUUACGAACAAGACCUCGCCUCUCCACUCAUGGGCACAGUCCGCGGCAAUCUCAUCCGCGCCCUCCUGAUACAAAUCCAGAAGACGAAAGUCGACGUGGAAGUGGCCAUCGGCGGCAUCGACUCCCUGCUCAAAUCCCAAGAACUGGUCUUCGGCUUUGUCGGUCUGACGCCGGGGAUCUUGGUCACGUAUUUCGCGACCCACUACCUCCGGACCUCACUCUCGCAGAAACGCGGUUCGAAAGCCGCGAGGAAGCAGGGUAUCAUGAUGAGGCAGCUUCGAAAUAUCGACCGUGUCUUGAGCAGAGGGGUGCCGACGGAGUAUGGUGAGCUGCCGUAUAAAGACCAGGGUUUGCUUCUGUGUGAGAUGCAUGUUCUGAGGAAUGCGGCGCAUAGGAUCAUGCCGGCAGAGGUGUUCAAGGAGUUUGGUGAGGAUGUGGAGGAGUUGGGGGAUGUUAGGGUGGGUGUGGAGAGGCAGAAGGCGGCGGCGCAGAGGUUGAGGUGGGCUUAUGCGCGACAUUUGUCGUAA